Messenger RNA from Racocetra persica, 544 nucleotides. Lineage: Eukaryota; Fungi; Glomeromycota; Glomeromycetes; Diversisporales; Gigasporaceae. The record is from the annotation of a GenBank genome assembly.
AUGGAAAAUUUUUCAGAGUUCAAUGCUGAAGACUAUGCUGACAAUCAGGAAGCGCCUCUUGAAGAAUUAUUUAAUCAUUUGGAUCACUUUAUUAAUUAUCUUCAAUAUGAUAAUAUUAAUAUCGAUCAAUUUUUAUCUGCUGGUACAACUUUAAUUAAGCGUGAUAAAAAUCCUCCUCGUGGUAAAUCCAUAGAAGGCAUUGAAUAUAGUAUUCCACCGGAUACUGAUUUUCAUAAAUGGGUACAAGAAUUCGAAAAAUCGACGGGAGCACUCUAUAUAAAAUGUCAAAUAUUUCAUAAUGAGGGAAAUGUAAGUUUGCGAGUAAUCUACAAAUGUCAUCGUGCUGUGACCUACCAAAGCAUAGCAGGUAAAGAUCAAUCAAUAAAAGAACCACAACCUAAUCAAAACCAAGCAAAAAAUGUGACUAAAGAAGCUAUUGUUGAUAAUCAGAUGAAACAUAAAUCUGAAGCGCAAAGUAUAGAAUUGUGGAGAAUUGAGCUCAAUCAAAAAAAUGACCUUACCUGCGCAAUUCCAAAAGCAGAAG